AUGGAUUCAGACUCUCUUCUUCCUGUUUCUUCCUUUCAGCUACCAGUUAUUGAUUUCUCAGACCAAACCCUAAAGCCAGGAAGCUCAAAGUGGGAUCAAGUGAAGUUUGAUGUUCGUAAAGCUUUAGAAGACUAUGGCUGUUUUGAAGCUUCUUUUGGUAAAGUGUCUAUGGAGCUUAAGAAGUCUGUUUUUGAAGCUAUGCAAGAGCUUUUCGAGUUGCCGAUUCAGACCAAACAGAGAAACGUGUCGCCCAAACCUUUCCAUGGAUAUCUUAAUCAUAAUCUUUACCAGAGUUUAGGAGUCGAUGAUGCUAACGUUUUGGAGAAAGUCAACGACUUUGCUCAACAGAUUUGGCCUGAUCUUGGAAACAAAAGCAUCAGUGAGACGAUCCAUAAGUUUUCGGAGCAAUUAUCGGAAUUGGAUGUGAUGGUAAGAAGAAUGAUUAUGGAGAGUUUUGGGAUAGAGAAAUAUGUCAAUGAACAUCUAAAUUCUACGAAUUACUUUUUUCGAAUGAUGAAGUAUACAUCACCUCCUUUUGAUGCUGAAAAUGAUGAUGUAGAAGAGACCAACUUAGGUUUACGUUCUCAUACCGAUAAGAGCAUAAUCACAAUACUUCAUCAGUAUGAAGUUGAUGGUUUGGAAUUGAAAACCAAAGACGAAAAAUGGAUCAAAGUGAAACCAUCUCAAGAUUCUUUCAUUGUUAUGGUUGGAGAUUCUUUAUGGGCACUUUUGAAUGGUCGAUUGUCUUCUCCAUAUCACCGAGUUAUGAUGAAGAAGACAAGGUAUUCGACCGCUUUGUUCUCGGUUCCAAAAGACGAAGUUAUCAUUGAUUCACCAGAAGAACUUGUGGACGAAGAACAUCCACGUAUAUUCAAACCCUUUGAAUAUGGUGAUUUCAUUCGCUUCUUUCAGACAGAUGCUGGUCGUAGAGCUCAAUCUACUCUUCAAGCUUUUUGUGCCCUCUGA
This is a messenger RNA of Arabis nemorensis, 966 nucleotides long. NCBI's taxonomy places the organism in Eukaryota, Viridiplantae, Streptophyta, Magnoliopsida, Brassicales, Brassicaceae. The record is from the annotation of a GenBank genome assembly.